Messenger RNA from Heterobilharzia americana, 501 nucleotides. The record is from the annotation of a GenBank genome assembly. Lineage: Eukaryota; Metazoa; Platyhelminthes; Trematoda; Strigeidida; Schistosomatidae.
UGUAGAUAUCUAGUUUAUAAGCUGAAGAAGUAAUUCUGUACAUUUUAAACAUCCUUAUCUAUUAUAAACAUUGAUAUUCAAAUAUAUUAUUCUGUAUACAGUAAAUUUUAUGACCAAUGAGUAGGAACUAUCGCAGUAUAUUUAAAAUUUUUAUGAUUAUAUAUUUCGCUUUCUUGGUAACAUUUUUUAAUAUACAGUCAUGUAAAGCACGUAAUAUACCUGAGAAAUUUCAAUUAAGAGAUGAUUUAAGUGAAUACAUUUUGAAUGAAGGUGGUAGUAAAUUUCAUCCACGUGAAACAAGAGCUUUUUACUCUCGAGAAGAUUUGGUUGAAUACUUAAAUCAUGUAUUGGAGGAAGAAGAAGCAUCUAUGAACAAAUUGCCAAUUUCUCUUCUACGAUUCGGAUGAUGAUUCCUUGAAGACAAGUAUAGAUUUUGAUCUGUUCAUUUACUAUCCAUGUGAAUGAUAAGCUAGAUCUCAAAUAAAAUGAUUAUUUAUUUGA